Molecule: messenger RNA, 3302 nt
Organism: Nymphalis io (European peacock)
Lineage: Eukaryota; Metazoa; Arthropoda; Insecta; Lepidoptera; Nymphalidae
Exons: 5
Coding region: 126-2255 (709 amino acids)
Cellular component (GO): extracellular region
Molecular function (GO): chitin binding
Source: RefSeq, a predicted model, not a curated record
CGUGAGUUCGUCGCCUUUCGUGUUACGAUUUCUUGUUACUUUAUUUUCGUAAAUAAUAAACACGUUCCGAAUUAACAGUUUUUGAAAAUUUAUAGAACAUUGAAUGUUGGAUACAACUUUUUACUAUGGAACUCUGGAUCCUAAUAUUAUGCGUGAUACCAACAAUUGUAACAACAAUAACAAUCUCGCCAAAUGGAAAUAGUCCAGAAACGAAAAUGAUUGGUGGAAUGAUAGCCGAUACACACAAAAGGAACACGGAAACUAUUAUUAGGAAUGAAGCACCUCAAAAAAAUAAUAUUAAGCCGAAUAUUUUUUUAAAAGCCAAUUCUUCAAAAUUAGCAAUAAAUGAGAGAUAUAGGAGGCUUAUUCCUUAUAUGACGUUUUAUUAUGCUAACGAUUUAGUAACGCCUACUACAGAAACAUAUAAUAAAAAUAAUGUUGAAGUUGAGCAAGCGAAAAUCGUUGAAGCUGGAACCAUCACACCGAAUGAACGUCAACCAAAAAUAAUUUACACGAAACAAAGACACAACAGUAACAUUCCUAGAUAUCAAGGGAAUCGUCUAACUCAAUUUAAUAUAGCAUCAUCGAAUCCAACUAAAUUAUUUUAUAAAGACUCUUUAGGACCUUUUCAUUAUCAAAAUCCACCUAAGAUGAGUCAUGCUCAUAAUCCUCAUUUGUUGGAACAUAAUGUUUAUGAUAAUAGAGACAUUACAUAUGAUCGAUUUAUUCCGAAACAAAUUAAGGCACCAAGUACUCCUUUCAAGGCUCCAACGAGAAAUCCAUACUUAAGCUUAUAUCAGAAUGAUGAUUACCUUCCAAAUGUACAAUAUUUCUCAUCUGAUGAAGGGGGAUCUCCCACAUAUAAGUUAAUUCCUUAUGAACAAACUCCUCCUGUUAAAACUCCUAAUAUUGUUUCAACGAAACAACAAUACAGCUUUCCGGCAUUAACCCAAAAAGAAUCAAUUUAUAUAAAACCAAGACCAUCUCUUCAUCCGCAGCCUUUUUACACUAGUCAACAAGUACAUGCAAGAAAACCACCUACGACUAUAUCUGAAAUAUAUUAUGAAAGAAGACCACAGGUGACUAAGUUGGUUGAACCAGUUAUAGAAAGUGGGUUUAGACCUAUAGUGAAUUCGGUGUCGACAACCGAAACUCCUAUAUAUACAUCAACUCAACAAGACUCAUCAGCGUUUCAUCAUUUAAAAAAUGAGAAACAACAAGAAUUUCAUGGCGAUGAAACUAUACAAAUUGCUCCUGAAGAUAGUACGACCCAACCACAAUAUGUAAUUGAACAAUCUCAAUAUAAACAGACACAAAACUCCGUAACUCUAGCAGAACUUUUAAAUUCAUUACAAAUAAACAAAUCAAUCCCAAAACCAAUUACAAGAGAAAACAUCAGUGCUUCAAUAAGAACAUUGUUACAAGUGCUGAAUACUUUAAAAGCUAAUAACAAACCAAACGAAAUGGAACCAGUCGUAGUCAGUUCACCAAAACCUUUUGAGAAUUCUGAAAAAUCCGUAAAAAUAAAGCCUAGUAUUAUUUCAUCUACGACGUCAGCACCACAAGACUUAUAUGAAGAACCCUAUCUUGCUCCUAUAGACGUUCCUUCACAACAUUUAGAUGAUUACCCGACUGGUGGGGCAAGUACACAACGAUUCCCACUACCUGUGACGUCUGACGAAGAAGGUGGCACUCCGGGUCGACCUGGUAUUGAUUACCCAAUUUUAACACUGAUUCCACCAACUAAAUUUGAUUGCAAAACGCAGAGAUAUAAAGGUUUCUUUGCCGAUACUGAAACAAGAUGUCAAGUAUGGCAUUAUUGUGAUUUAAACGGCGGUCAAGCUUCAUUCCUAUGUCCAAACGGCACAAUAUUCUCACAAGCAGCUUUAACUUGUGACUGGUGGUUUAAUGUCAAAUGUGCUUCCACUACACAGCUGUAUGUUCUCAAUGAAAGCCUAUACAAGUACAUUUUGCCUCAUUCACCUAAAUUUCCAGAAGACUACAGUGGUCCAUUAGUUGACAAAUAUCUUACAUUAAAAUUCAAAGAAAUGGAAGAGCAGUUCAAAAAGAAUAAGAACAAAAAAAUAGCAUCAGAUAAAAAUGAUAACGAGGAUCAGCCCACUUCGAAUGAAUCAACAGAAAAUAGCUCUGCUGAAGAAAAUGUCGGAAUUGAUAAAACUUUGGUAAGCCAAGCUGACGUCAUUGUAGAAUCAUCUGGUAAUAGUGGCAAUGUUCAAAGAUUACAAGAUGACUAAAACUUAUUGAGGCUAAGAUAUAUUACUAAAAAUGUUUACUAUUAUUGAUAAAAUGUAUGUAAAACUGCGUCUCUACAAAUGUAAAAUUGGCAACUUUUGUGUCAUCAAAAGCAACACGCAAAAGUUGGUGAUAAGUUUCUUUUACAAUAAGUUUAAGUUGGUAACGUGUAUAAUUAGUAGUGAUUUUCGGAAGAAUUACAAACACAGAAAUUGCCAAUUACUCCAGUCUUGGAUUAUUACUUUACUUCACAUUGAUUUUUACUUUAUAGUUUAAGAAAAGUCCCUGUGAUACAGUUUUUAAUAUACUGUUCUUAGACGAUAAGUAUUUAUAAAGUUGAUGUUAUUCACUAAUUACUACAUAUUUUAUGGUUGUGAACUUCAACGCAUAGACGCAAGACGUAGGUGAUGCUUAAAUAGGUAUAUUAUUUUAGUUAAGGAAUUAAAAUUACCAUAAAUCGCCAUGUUUAAUUCAUAGUAAACACGAAAUAUUGUCUGUAAUAUCGCAUUAGUAUUAUAUCUAUUUUUUUAAUACUUACCAUACUGGUUAUGAACAAUUUGAGAAUUCAGAGUGUAUUGAGUAUCUAGUUGUGUAUUGAGUAACAAGUGUUAGUUUUAUAAACACAAUUCAUGAUAAUUAUAUUUAUUAUAUAUUCAUGUAAACAAGCUUCUAGUUUCCUAGUUUUAGUUUGAAGAUCAAUAAAAUAAGCGAUUUUUCGCGUUACACAACAUGUUUCUUUGUAAUAAGACAUAUUGUUUUAGAACAAAAGUGAUUGAGUAGUGUGUCUCUUAUUAUAAGGUUAAGCUUUUUGUAUUAAUUCGUGUCCCCACUUAAUAGAAUACGGGCAACAAUGAGUUCAUGUAUAAUAAUUAAAUUUUACUUUUACUUACCAUAAUUUUGUGAUAAUACUCACCAAUGUGCAAUUUUUGAAGAGUAAUCCUAAUUAAACAUUAGUGAUUUUGUAUCGUGUGCCUAUUUUUAGAAUAAAUUAUUUAAUUUUUAACCAUACUUUUAUUAUUUCAUAAGAACCAUGAAUAAGAAUAAAAGUC